Messenger RNA from Canis lupus familiaris (dog), 1737 nucleotides. RefSeq names its product BRD3 opposite strand (gene BRD3OS). Lineage: Eukaryota; Metazoa; Chordata; Mammalia; Carnivora; Canidae. The transcript is spliced from 2 exons. The record is from RefSeq and is a predicted model, not a curated record. The coding region runs from base 628 to 882 and encodes 84 amino acids.
CCCGCCCGGCCGCCCGCGCGUCCCCGCGGCCCCUCCACGGCCCCUCGGCGCGGGGGACUGGGGCGCCGGCCUGCGACGGGGGCCGCCGACGGGGGCGGGAGCAUCACCCUGAGCGAGAGCAGAGGACACAGCACUGAGCAGGCACCGGUCCAUCAGAGUGGCUCCGUGGCACUGGAUCCGACCCAGGCACAGAUCCUUGGAGAGCGGUUAUGGGAACAGAGGUCACCGUCUGUCUAGCUGGACGAUGUCCCCUCCCACAGGGCACCAGAUACAUCUUUUCAAGUUAAGUGGGCCAAGCCACGGGGUCAGAAUCGCCAUAGAUGCCCUACCGGUGCCCCCCAGGUGGGUGCCUCGUCCCUGGCAGCUGUACAUCUGAUAAAGCUCGGGCCAGGUCGCCAGGCUGCUCUCAGGUUCCGUGGCAAUGCCAUACUCCCAGGGGUAUUGCUUACACGUGGCCUGAAUUCAUCGUUUUUACCAGAGUUAAAUAAGAAAUCCUCAGACGGGACCACUGAAAAAGCUGUUGAUGAGCGCCGUUAGGGUAAAGCAGUGGGCGGUUGUCCACGCUGAGCACUGGCUCAGAGAGGCCCGGCGCACAGGAGCCCAGGCGCAGGGAGCUGCCGGCCAGUGAUGAGUGGCCGUGUGCCACUGGCUGAGAAAGCCCUGUCGGAAAGCUACGCCCGGCUCCGGUACCGGGACACGUCGCUUCUCAUUUGGCAGCAGCAGCAGCAGCAGCUGGAGUCUGUGCCCCCUGGGACCUACCUGAGCAGGAGCCACAGCAUGUGGUACUCACAGUACGGCAACGAGGCCAUCCUAGUCCGCGACAGGCACAAGCUUGGAGUCCCCCGGGACACGGGCCAGUCCAAGUUCUGUACAAUCAUGUGAUUCCAGGGAGAAAGCCCGGCCCGGGCCCUCGGCUGCGCAGAGAACAGGCCAUGAUCCACUCAGUGGCCUUAGUGGUUUCCAGUCCUUACUGGGAGAUUCUGAACAGUGAACGUGAUGACCCAAGAACCCAAGAGUCCCGGCAGCGGCUCCCAAGCCCUCUCCACAGUAUCACCAGUCCACAGGCCCAGUGGACCUGGGCCCUGGGCUCCAUUCUACCCCCGCCAGCGCUGCGGGCCCGACCCGCCCGGGGCACCGCUAGUUGCUGCUUUUCUCUUAGGCUUCUGAGCAAGACGGUCACCCUGGCUUCCCACCACUUUUCCAGAAGUUUCUGGGUUUUCAGUUAUUGCCUCCUGCCUGUUACAGAAGGGGGCAGGUCUAGAAAAAGAGGACAGAAUUAGCGUCAUGAAGGCCAAGCAGGAGUAAGCGGGCAGCAGUGGGGCCUUCGCCAGCAAGGCUGGCUGCGGAACGGGCACCGUGUGCAGUGCGCCGUGGGAGCUUCUACACAGCUUCCGGGCACUUGGGGGCGAGCAUGCGAGCGCAUCCAAAAACAUCACGGAAACCAAGACUUAUCUUCUUCCCAACCAGCUGCUGACAGGAUUUCAGAUGUCAUCACAGGACUGACAGGCAAAUUUGGCCUCUCUGCGCUGAGGCGGCAGCUGGUCACCCAUGGGGCGCUGGACAUGUGCCCUACAGGACACCACGCAGGCAGCCUCGGUGCAUCUGGGGGUAGUUUCUGUGAGGCAUCUGCAAAAGAUGUGCCCGUCUGUUGUAACUGAAGUCUGCGUGGCUAUGUAAAUGUGGGAAUAGCUUUUGUCAAAGCUGACCUUUCUAAAUAAAUAACCUUUGGGACACUUC